Molecule: messenger RNA, 4638 nt
Organism: Myripristis murdjan (pinecone soldierfish)
Lineage: Eukaryota; Metazoa; Chordata; Actinopteri; Holocentriformes; Holocentridae
Gene: dgcr2
Product: DiGeorge syndrome critical region gene 2
Exons: 11
Coding region: 320-1948 (542 amino acids)
Cellular component (GO): membrane
Molecular function (GO): protein binding
Source: RefSeq, a predicted model, not a curated record
UUUGGGAUUGUUGUGAUGGGAGGACGCGGCCAUCUUGGUUCAGUGCUGUUCCACUGUCCAGGACGACGAACGACGUAACGUUAAACCGAGCGAGCUAAUGUUAGCUAGCUUGUCGGAGAGAUUAACUAUAAUCUUAAUGUCGCUGUCUGGCGUUAACGUUACUACGAUUCACACACUCCAUUCUGUUCGGCUACCGAGUGUGUGAGAAUGGCUACAUACUCUUUUUGGCGCUUAUAGGACCGAAGUGGGCGACGGCGUUGCAGCAGAUCCUCUGUAUAUUUUUUAUUUUCUGAAUAGAGUUACUAUGAAUGGAGGAUAAAUGUUGCCAAAGGCUGACAGCAGCAGUUUCGUCCUCCUCUCUCUUCUCUUCGUCCUCACGUUAACGGACCCGCCACGGACAGGUCCGCGGCUAGCUCUGGCAAGAUUAUUGUCAGAGCAGCGCUGCAGCCCUGGGCAGUUUGCCUGCCGCAGUGGGAAGAUGCAGUGUAUCCCAAUGUCCUGGCAGUGUGACGGCUGGACAGCAUGUGAGGACAAGAGUGAUGAGAUGGACUGCCCCCCUAUGAAGGAGGAAAGGUUUCGUUUUGGCAAUGGCUUCGAUCAGGUGGAGGAUGUCAUCGGUGUGGCCCAGCCUGUUCGCUUCAAUAAGAAGUGCCCCAGUGGGUGGCACCACUAUGAGAAGACUGCCAGCUGCUACAAAGUCUACCUGAGGAAUGAGAACUACUGGCAGGCCGUGGAUACCUGUCAGAAAGUCAACGGCUCGCUGGCCACCUUCGUCACCAACGAGGAGCUGCAGUUCAUCCUGAAGAUUGAGGUGGACUUUGACGACAAAGUGUGUGAGCGCAGAGACCAGUGCAAGUUUUGGGUGGGCUACCAGUAUGUGAUCACCAAUCAAAACCACUCACUAGAGGGCCGCUGGGAGGUUGCAUAUAAAGGGUCAAUGCAGGUGUUUCUGCCACCAGAGGGCCUCACAAACUUUGGUGAGGCAUCUCCCACCCAGGACAAUGUUUUCUGUGCCCAGCUGCAGCGCUUUCAGAUCAAGAGCAUGAAUGAGCGCGGCCUUCACAGCUGGCAUGCAGAGAACUGCUACAAGAAAUUCCCCUUUCUUUGCAAGAGGAGGCAAACGUGUGUGGACAUCAAAGACAAUGUUGUGAACGAGGGCUACUACUUCACCCCCAAAGGGGAUGACCCUUGUCUGAGCUGCACGUGUCAUGAUGGUGAGCCAGAGAUGUGUGUAGCGGCGCUGUGUGAGCGUCCGCAGGGCUGCCAGCAGUUCCGCAAAGAUCCAAAGGAGUGCUGCAAGUUCACCUGUCUAGACCCAGAUGGAAACAGUCUGUUUGACUCCAUGGCCAGUGGGAUGAGACUCAUUGUUAGCUGUAUCUCCUCCUUCCUCAUCCUCUCCCUGCUGCUCUUCAUGGUGCACAGACUCCGUCAGCGGCGACGUGAACGCAUCGAGACACUCAUUGGAGGAAACUUGCACCACUUCAACCUUGGAAGACGAGUCCCGGGCUUUGACUACGGCCCGGAUGCUUUCGGCACCGGCCUCACUCCCCUGCACUUGUCUGACGACGGAGAGGGAGGCGCUUUCCACUUCCAAGAGCCUCCUCCACCAUAUGCCGCUUAUAAAUACCCCGACAUCCAACACCCUGAUGACCCCCCGCCUCCAUAUGAAGCCUCCAUCGACCCAGACAGCCUCCUCUACGUGGACCUGGGGCACAACGGGGUUUCAAUGAUGCCGAGCCAGAUGAACGCCGUGGUAGACGGGCUCCAGGCAGACGUCCCGGACAGCUCGUGUCCCGUGCCAGACACGAUGCCAUCAUCUCAGGAGAGGGAAGAUUCCAUAGAUAGCAGCACGCUCCUGGUGGGGCCUGACUCUCCCACGGAUGGCCACGCCCCCGACUCCAUGCCAGCAGAAUGCAGCAGUGGCUCCUCCCUGAGCACUGUGGUAUAGGACUGCAGACAGACAGGACGGAGCUGCACUGGGACACACCUGCUGGCUAAGGGAGGUCAUGCUGCUCCAGCUGUCACUCUGGGAGGGGGGGGCAGCAGAUUGCUCUAGCUUUUAGGGAAGAUGUUGGCUGCAAUGAAGAUAAUGUGACAGAUAAGGAUUCACCUGCAACAGUUUGUACAUCUUCGGCUUUAUCAGAGGAUGGAACAGUGUUUUCCUUGAGGCUUCACGUUGAAAGGAGACACACCCCUUCUCCACGCUGGCCUUUGGAGACAGUAAUAGUACGACAGACUGUUUUGGUUUUUGUCUAUUUUUUCCUGCCAACUGGUGGAGAAGACACUGGCGUCUGAGGGAGCGGACAUGACUCUUUCUGUACAGUGAAGAAUAACACUACAAAAAACCGAGAAGGCUGCACUUUUGCUUUUAGUGUUUACUGAGCAAAGCUUUUGAAAUGUCUCAGAUCUAGCUCUCCAGUCAGGAUGCCCUGAUGUAAAUACCCCCCCCCCACCCAGGUCUUGCCUGUUGAAUUUGUUGUACUUGUCUGUCAGAGUCCAACACAAGGCAAAUAGUGAGAGAAUCGUUCAGGCCAGCUUUCCUUCCUUCUGCUUUUUGUUGGCAUCGUACCAUUGUUGAAAUGGAUAUAGAUAUUGGACCUUCAGUUUCCAGGCUACAAAUAUCGUGCUCAUUAGCCCUGCCUGUUGCAAUGAGUUUCAUUUCUCCCCACUGAAGAAAAUGAAUCAUAACUUCUCUUUCUUAGUCGUCUAAAGCAUCAAGCUGUCUUCCAGGUUCAUAGAACAUAUUUGCCGUCAAAAAUGUUUUGUACUUUUGAAAGCUGCAGCAUUCUUGCAGUAAGGUACGGUUAGUGUUUGUUGCAGCUUCCUCCUCUAUCGUGUUUCUUUUUACUAGGUAAUGCUGAAACAACAUUAUAUAUCAGAGAAUGUUCAUGAAAUGAUAAAAGAAACAAACAGUGGAUUUUUUUGUAACACUAAAUAUUUGAGUCAGGUAUUGUGUUGCGCUGCUGAUCUUUAUGACGGCAGGCUGUAAGGCAUUGAUUGUUCAUAUCCCAUCAUAAAACAGUCUGUCAACUCCCCACUGAUCAGGUGAAAGUGAAGAUGCUUUUCAAGUGUAUAUUUUUGAGCAGGGAUUAUAUCCCUGAAUGAAAUUUGAAGUAACCGGCUUAUUCGAGGUAAAUGUUGAAUUUGCCAUCAGUAAUAUACUUUCUAUAGCCACAUUUUGCAGGGUAGUUGUGUAUUUGCUAACUGAACCAUGAUUAAUUCAAAGCUUGGUAUUUUGCACGCCCAUCCCUUGAUUACCAUAUCCUUUUUUGGGUCAUUUGCUUCACUGAUAUUGCUGAACACUUUUAACCUAUCAUGCAUCGGUAACUGAAAAAGCUGAAAAAGAGAAGAAACUUGUCACAUUUGGAUGCUGCCCCUAAAUCCAUGAUGCAUUGUUUUUUGUGUAUGAAUCUUCAUGCAGUACAUCUGUUAUUUUAAAUUUGACCUCGCUUGCUGAGGCUCAUUUGACUAUACUGAAUAUUGUACCUGAUUUAGCAGUAUACUUUUUCUGUUUCGGUGUUGAUAGGUCUGCUACCUUUCUUGUUCAUGGAAAUGACUUACCAUUUCAGAAAGAGAAAAUGUAAAAAAGGCAAGGAGAAACCUGUAAAUGAUAUAUUUGGAGCGAUUUAGACCCCAAUAUGACAAUCCAUUUCUUUUUCCUGCUCGUUUCCCUGUGGAGCUAAAAGGCCAAAGGAGUUGAAAGCUUAUGUUUCCUGGCCUGUGAAAGCAAAGCACAAAGGCUCCUCGGAGGUUGAUCGGCCUGUAGUCAAACGUAUAGCGCCCCCCUGCAGUCAGGACCAGCAGUGACGCAGAGCCCACAUCACCAACUCGAUGGGAAUCUAGCAUACAUCGCCACCAGCAUUCAAACUGCUUGUGAUCUGCCUUGAGAAAAGCAGCCGUGUGUCUGUCUGUCCAAAUGAAUGAAUGUGUGCACGACUGAGCGUCCUCUGUUUGAAUGUAUGUAGCAUUACAUUUUUUUUUUUAAUCUUUUUGUGCUGUUCUUUCGGCUUAUUUUAUUCUUUAUUAUUAUUAUUAUUAUUAUUAUUUUGUUUUUGGCAUUGACAAUCCACAGUGGAUUAUCCAACAAAAUGAUGUUUUCAUAAAUUGUGAAAGUAAUGUGUGCAUGUGUGUAUAGGAGACGGUGUUCUGGUUUUGGAUUGUAUUUUUUGGAUCAAGUUGGUUACGUUUUUUUUUUUUGUUUUUUGUUUUUUGUUUUUUCAACCUGGGUUUGGACCUAUGAUGCAUGUUUUUAAUCUGCGGGCAUGCUUAGAGAUUUCUUUUCUUCAAAUGGAAACACUUUUGCAUUUCAGUUUGUCAUUUCGGUUCAGGCACAGUUCUGAGAUACUCGGCUCUCGUUUAAUAUCUCCAUUGAAAACUUGCCCACAGCCACAACCCAAACUGCUGCAUUUACACUGUAGUUUUGUGAUAGACUAUGGUGGUGUGACAACAAAUUUUAUUAGAUUUUAAAAUGUUUUAUGUAUAAUAUGUCAAAUGCUACAUUUCAUUGUCUUUUAUUUCAUUGCUUUUAAAUUGUAAAAUGCUUCAUUUCAUUUGCGGGGUGGGAGUUGGGGGGGUGGGGUAUUUUUCUGAGGUAGAUGUACAUCUAAUCAAAUGCCAAAUAAAUUGCACCAUGAAGGA